ACAGUAAACAAUACAACAACAGCUCUCUGUCUCCUCUGCAGAUCAGACUGAGACUCUGCUGCUGAACUCAGUCUGACGGGAACAACACCGAGCUGCAGGAGUCUCAGGUUUUACAGGACUUUACAGAACCCUGAAAGCCUUUCAAGGACCCUGAAAGACCCCAGAACCCUGAACGCCUCUCCAGGAGCAUGGACCCGAAGCGUCUGUCCUCCAGCUCUCAGCAGCAGGUUCGUCUCAGGAUAAAGAGGACAAAGAGAGAAUGGAGACCACUGGAGGACCGGAGCUGCACCGACCUACCCUGGUUCCUGCUUUUCACCGUCUUCUGCGUUGGCAUGGGCAGCAUCUGCGGCUUCACCAUCGUCACCGGCGGCGCUGCUCGUCUCGUUUUCGGAUACGACAGCUACGGCAACACGUGCGGUCAACGCAACGAGCUGAUCGAAGGCGUCCGGCUGAGCGGGCUCGACCACACCGACAGGAAAUUUGUCUUCUUCCUGGAUCCCUGUAACAUCGACAUUGUGCAGAGGAAGAUCAAGUCUCUGGCUCUGUGCGUGUCUCUGUGUCCCAGCGAGGAGAUGAAGACGUACCAGGACCUGAAGAGGUUCGCCAUGCUCAACGGUUCCGAGUUGUGUUCCUACGAGUUAGCGGGUCAUAAAUAUCCCGGUCUACCUGAGAGAUUCUCUAAAUGUCCCAAACUUCCUGUUCCACCCAGUAAGCCGUUGCCGGUGUUUAACCGCUGCACUCCGGUGGAUAUUUCCUGCUAUGCGAAGUUUGCGGAGGCGGUGGUGACGUUUGUCGGCGAUCACAGCGUCCUGCACCGACUGAUCGCCGGCGUCGCCGCCAGUAAAGAGAUCAUCAUCGGCCUGUGUGUCCUCGCUCUGGUCCUCUCUAUGAUCCUGAUGGUGAUCAUCCGUUACAUCUCGGCCGUCCUCGUCUGGAUCCUCACCUCACUUGUCGUCCUUGGGUCUCUUGCGGGGACCAGCGUCCUCUGGUGGCUCUACAUCGACCACCGGCUGUACGGGAACGACACCAGCACCAAGCUGAAGGAGGAUCUGAGGGAGGAGCCGAAGGAGGAGUUGGAGGUGCGCAGGGACAGCGGGCAGGCGCUGCUCGUCUACGCCGUCGCUGCCACCGUCUUCACCAUCAUCCUGCUGCUGCUCAUGCUCUUCAUGAGGAAGCGCGUGGCUCUCACCAUUGCUCUAUUCCACGUGGCGGGGAAGGUCUUCCUGCACCUGCCGCUGCUCAGCCUGCAGCCCUUCGUCACCUUCCUCGCGCUGCUGCUCUUCUGGAUCUACUGGAUUCUCGUGCUGCUCUUCCUGGGGACCAGCGGGAACCCGGUGCAGAACGAGGAGACGGCUCUGACAGAGUUCAGGCUGACGGGUCCGCUGCAGUACCUCACCUGGUACCACGCUGUGGGUCUGAUCUGGAUCACGGAGUUCAUCCUCGCCUGCCAGCAGAUGACUGUGGCCGGAGCCGUCGUCACAUACUACUUCACUAGGGAUAAGAACCGUCUCCCGGUGACGCCGAUCCUGUCGUCAGUCGUCAGGCUGGUCAGGUAUCACCUGGGAACCGUCGCUAAGGGAGCCUUCAUUAUCACGCUGGUGAAGAUCCCCCGACUCUUCCUCAUGUACAUCCAUAACCAGCUCAAAGGAAAGGAGAAUGCGUGCGCUCGCUGCAUGCUGAAAACAUGUAUCUGCUGUUUGUGGUGUUUGGAGAAGUGCCUCAACUAUCUCAAUCAGAAUGCAUAUGCAGCCACGGCCAUCAACAGCACCAGUUUCUGCACGUCUGCACGUGAUGCCUUCGUGAUCCUGGUGGAGAAUGCACUGCGCGUCGCCACAAUCAACGCCAUUGGAGACUUUGUGCUCUUCCUGGGGAAGAUCUUGAUCGUGACGUCGACAGCGUUCGCCGGCGUGCUCCUGCUGAACUACCAGCGGGACUACGCGGAGUGGCUGCUGCCGCUCGUCAUCGUGUGUCUCUUCUCCUUCUUGGUCGCUCACUGCUUCCUGUCCAUCUUUGAGAUCGUGGUGGACGUCCUCUUCCUCUGCUUCGCCAUCGACACCAAGUACAACGACGGCACCCCGGGGAAGGAGUUCUUCAUGGACAAAGCUCUGAUGGAGUUCGUGGAGAGCAGCCGGCGGUUGGAGCGGGCGGCGAAAAGUGGGCGAAGCCGUGUGAAGGAGGCGGUGUCGGAGGGGGCGGAGAUGAAGCCCAUGGCUCCGGGGACGAGUUCAGCUUGACCAAAAUCAGCCAAUGGGACUUCUUAAAAAAAAAAGAGACAUUCCAAAUGUUUAUUUUUGCCAACGUGUAACAUGUUUACUAUGGUUUCACUCCAGGGAAAACAAUAUUUUAAUAAGAAACUGUAAAAACGUAACAAUGUAAUGAAGCACUUUAUAUUGAAGCGCUGCAGAUUUUCAACCGGCUGAUGCAUUUUUUCGUAGUGAUGUCCUUUUUUAUAAUGUGUCACAAACUCAUCGAUCACACUUCAGUUCCUAACAGUUUUACAGCGUUUUCUUUUUUAUCAAUGUUUUUGUUCUGGACUGUGAUGUCAUCAUAGGGGCGGAGUCUAUGGGCAGGAACUCCUCGUCUGAUUGGCUGAUAAAAAUCUGGGUCAGCUGACACAUCAGAAAAAUAAGUGAUAAUAUCUGUUAGACUCAAACUGACUGCAGACCAGCAUCCAGCAGUCUAUCGGGCCACGGGUUGAAACCACAGCAUUUAAGGUAACUUCAUUUCUUUUCAAUCUGGACCCGAUUUUUCACUAAUAUUAUUAGUAUUAUAAUAUUGGUUAGAACUAGAUUUCAGUUUUAGACUCGUGUGAGCCAAACAUCUCCAAUUAGUCCGAAAGUCGUUUUGUUUUUAUCCAACAAAUAUUAUCAUAUUCAGUUUGUUGAUCCAGGAGAAGUCACAUGUGGUGUUCCAUAGGGAUCAAUCUUAGCACCACUACUGUAAUAUGUCAAUUAUAUUAAAUCUGCAGCUCUUUCUGUAUGCUGACGAUUCAGCUGAAAUACUUUAUUGUCUACUUUUUGUGUGCAAUAGGCAGAAAUCUGUCUUUGGUUUGCAUUUUUCAGAAAAGAUGGAUGUAUUCAUUUCCAAAAUUCACAACAUGUUUUUAUCUAAACAAAUAUUCUGCUUCAGAGACUUUGAAAGUAAAAAAAAAGACAUAUAGUACAGACUUAAAUAAAAUUCAACGCAGCUUUGGUCUUUUUUUGGAGCGAGUGAGGAUCACCCUGACGACACUCUUUAUUGGUCCAGUAUUGAGAGAGAGCACUGCAGUGUAAUCGUGAACAUACUGACGGCUCAGACUGUUGUUAGAAGUUUGGACUACAUUAUGGAGAAACUGAAAUAAAAACCUGUUUCUUUACCUUGAUCCUCUCUGUGUGUUGUUGAGUCUAAAGUCUUGCUCAACGAGAAAUCUCUUCUGAACUCCGACGUCAUAUCCACAAUGCAGCGCUCUCUCUCUCAAUACUGGACCAAUAAAAAACUCCAUCAGACACUUAGACACAGAAAGAUGAGGAAAUAGGCUCCAGGUUGAAAAAUAUUGAAGUUACCUUUAAACAGACAGAUGCCAUAGUUUAUCUCCGACCGCUGAGCCCAUCGUGACAUAAAGCCAGCUGAUCUGUCUCCAUAAACCGUCGCCUGGAUUCAACUUCCUGUCACCUCUUCACCCUCAUCAAAAUCCAGAGAAGAAGAAGUGUGUGGGAGGUGACGGCUGAGUUCAGACAGUCAGCAAUAAAACAAACUGCAUCAUGGGACGACGACAACAUCAACAACAAUAAGUCUUCCUGCUUCUGUUUGUUUUGAGGUAUUAUUUACUUAUUGUCCAACACAAGGCAACUGAUUGGGCAACAAAAAGUCAACACUCAUGUCUCAUCAGCUGUUUGUGUCCGUCAGCGUAGUUUGUCAGCAUUAGGCGGUUUAGGCUAACCUUUCCGCUGUAAUCCUCCAGUAAACAGAGGAAACAUUUAACAUCUACGAGAGAAAAAUAUUUUAAUUCUUCACGUUUCGUGCUGUAUAUAAUUAUAAAUCAGCAGAAACAGCUGAUCAUGUGACUUAAAUGUUCGUCACAACUUAUUCUGUAAAGGAGUUUUUUAGCAUCAGUGCAUUUUACACAAUGAAGAAAACACCAAGAGAGAGUUUUUCUAAUGCGAUACUUCAAAAUGUGGAUUAAAAAAGUGAAUGGAAACAUGACGUCUCAGCUGUGGACCUUUUGAGUUUGUCUCACGUUUCCAGAAACAUACAGAAAUCCAUUAGUGGUGACUAAAUGUUGACACGUGUUGAGGGCGACUCGUGUUGCUUUGUUGUCCAACUUGUUGUCCAACUUGUUGUCCAACUUGUUGCCUUGUUACCUUGUUGCGCUGCAGGUUGAAUCCAGACGUCCAGACUUUGAAUAAAUCUCUUGUUUCCACGCAGAUUACCUGAAGUAUUAAAACUAACUGACUCUGUGUGGUGACACUUUGGUUCUGAAUAAUCAGUCGUUUUAUUUCUGUCGCUAAAUACUACAAUACCAAUGACCCUCAGCUGCAGUGGAGAUGUGUAAGAGACUUUAAGCAGCGAAGGCGUUCCAGAAACUUCUUCUGAACUGUGUCUCUGAACUUAGAUCACUUUAUAGAUGCUCCUGCAUUUCAUUUUGAUCAACCAACACGUAGCCUAAGCUAACUGGUUAGCUGUUACGUUUAGCUGCCGCUCAGUGAUUCAGCGGAGGUUAGCUAGCUCAUGUCAUGCAAGAGGGUUCAUGGGUAACAGUGAGCUUUUUAAAAAAACGUUCAAAACAUUAUCGAACAAUAAUUUGGCGGCCCCACUGUAGUAACUGAGGACCCCCUAGGGGUUGCAGACCCCCCGUUGAAGACCCCUGCUCUGGAAGAGUUUAAUAUCAGAGGAUAUACUGUACGACACGGGGGUGAGAACAGCUGUUAACUUCAACCAGGAGGCAAUUGGUUUUUAACAGAAAGAAAACCUGACAAUCUGGAGAAACUUAUUUGAAAGUUAUCUAAAUCAUUUUUAAAUUUAAAAUGUUCUUAAGACUAGACUGUCAAAAUGUAAAAACAACGUCAAAAAUAAAAAGUCAAAUAAACGUAGGCCUGGCUAGCUUCUUUCUGAGGUCGCCCAGCUGUUGCGAUGGUAACGUGUAGGAAUGUUCAAAUUAGAGCGUAUCUGUUUUUUGAAGAACAUUUUUGAGUUUUUUUGUCAGAGACGAUAAGAACGUAUAAUUACCUGCUCACACUUUGACGUAUUGCUGGGAAAUGCUACAGGAAGAGUCCAGGUAGAAUCAUGCAUGCACUAAAUGUUCUGAGAAAGGAAAUGUUCGUUAACAUGCAUCAUGAUACAUACAUACAUACACAUACACACUCUGAUUAUCUCCAAACAGAUGCUUCUGUUUCCAUGGCAUCAUGAGUAUUACUGUGCAGUAAAUAAAGAGUCGGUGCAGCUGGAUGUUUGGAUUCAGCCUGUUUCUGCAACGUCAACGUUUGUGAUAAAUCUGAAGAAUUUCCGUCCAGGUGUUCCUGAGAUAUCGUGUUCACGAGAAUGUGACAGACGUUUCUUAUCCGCCUCGAAUCCAAGCCCUGCGCUUCAACGCUGUGAAACGAAGGUUUAGGCAACAAAAACUAUUAGUCAGUGUUAGAAAAAGCUUUGGCCGUAACGUCACAUGACGUAGGGUCGCUAAACAAACGUGACUUGUUUCACAUGGGACACAAACAGCAGGGAGACCCUGUUUGUUUGACCCUAUGGGGACUUUAACUCGUUAUCAUUAAUGGCCGCUUGAUAUAUUACGUCACUUCAAAGUAUCUGUGGUUUGCACAAACGUACAAUGCCCACAUCUUUUCUCAUAUGCGGGAACGUUUUCUUGACUUCCGCGUUGAUGUCUCCACCGUCGGACUGUUAUCAUUCAAACUGCAUUUAACAUGUUCGUCUCCGUUGGUUGUUUUGAGCUGACGGCCUUCACCCAUCUUUCACGACGUUUGUAUCAACAACAGCACGAACACACGGGCUAACACCGACGGGAGCAUCCCUAGCUGUGGUGAAGUUUUCUAACUUUAGUUUUGUGGUUUUAAAUAACCCACGUGAAUCUGAAGACUGUUUCCUGGCUUGUUGUAGAGAAGCUGAUCCAGAACAAGUUGCAUGUCCAUGUUGUAUUCACAGCGGCGCAUCGUCUGCGUUUAGAUUCACUAAAAGCUCCGACACGGUUUACAGUCGGGUGUAACACUAGUUUAGGUUUCUCUGCAGUAACAAUGAAGAACUUUUAUUUUGUUCUGGGGUGACUUUUUUAUAUUUAUCUUAUGUAUAUUUGUUUUGUAAGAAAAAUAAUAAAAUGGAAAAUUUGAAUCUGUU
Molecule: messenger RNA, 6321 nt
Organism: Cottoperca gobio
Lineage: Eukaryota; Metazoa; Chordata; Actinopteri; Perciformes; Bovichtidae
Gene: slc44a1b
Product: solute carrier family 44 member 1b
Exons: 16
Coding region: 189-2234 (681 amino acids)
Biological process (GO): transmembrane transport
Cellular component (GO): membrane
Molecular function (GO): transmembrane transporter activity
Source: RefSeq, a predicted model, not a curated record